AUGACCAAGGUACAAGCCACCAAGAGGACCCAUACCACCCCCAACAGUGUGGCCCUUUGGCCCUUUCUCGCCUCCGAUCACACAGCACAGAUCAAAGACAAACCAAUGAAGAGCAUCAAGUAUAUGAAUAAGGACAUCAUAAAUCUGAAAAAAGACCUUAUCCGUAGCCGAUACUUGAUUCAGUCGGUGAAGAUAGGCCGUGGGUAUUUCACCAUGCUGAGGGAAGAGAGUGCGAUGAAAAAGAGGCAGCAGCAGUUUCAGAAACUGGAGGAGGAAGAAAGAAACAAAUUCCAGCCAGCCAAGAAGGUUUCAGAAAUCCAUUUCGGGGACGCUCUUUUGACCACGUACACCGAUGAGAGGAUGAGGAAGGUGGAAGGAGGGACCGAAAUCUUGCUCCGCCCCUUCACCCCCUGGCACAGCUGCAUCUUCUCGCCCUUGCUCCCCCAGGCCCGAGUGGAGCCGCUCUUCCGCCAGCUCUGUGCCCUCCACUGGCUCCUGGAGGCCCUGACCAUCGACCACACCCACCACACCAUGAAGCCUGUGAUCACCUGCUGGAAUCUCAAGGACCCAGGUGGAAGCAAGAGCACAGUGAAAAAAAUCCUUAAGGACAAGUCCAUGGGACAGAAGUGGGAACACUUCGUCACGGCAUCCAAGCAAACCAAGAAACCCAAAGUCCCAGCGCUCCGCACCACCGUCCGAAAGUCAAGCCGGCGAGGCUCCACGCUCAGUCUGUCUCGGACCAGUGGGGGGUCAUCCCCCCAGAGCAGCAUGAUCUCUGUGAACCCGGGCUCCGAUGAGCCUCCAAGUGUGGUGACCCAGGGGACAGGCAGCAAGGACAUCGAGGACAAUGAGUCCUGCUCAACCAAGGCGGAUGAGGAGCCUCUUCAUCUCAAUCUGCAGAAGCUCCUGGAGAUGGUUCGGGAAGAUGCCAGGAGGAGGAUAAAUGUGGUGGACGGGGCUCAAAAGAAAGUGCCCAGCAUCUUGUCCAUGAUGAAACAAAACAAGAGCGAAUCUGCAUGUAAGGACAAAUCCAGUGACAAAACCAGCAGCACAAGUGGAGAAAGCCACACCCAGCUCAUCUCGAAGAAGUUUAAAAGGUCAGUCAGGUGCCGCCAAGCUCAAGCCACGCCCCAUUGCAAGACUAGCGUGUGCACCUCCAUGAGGGCCAAGUUUUACAGCGUGGCCGAGGAGGCUGGCUUCUGUCUCCAGGACAAGAUGGAAAUCCUCAUGAAGCGCCAAGAGGAGCGCGGUCUCCAGAAGUUCAAUUCUUUUUGUCUCGUCUCAACGUUUCAAAAGGACAUAGCGAAAAUGAGGCAGCAGGUCUCCUUAGUAAAAGGAGAUGCGGACGAAAUUGCGGACCACUGGUACUUUGAUCUCUUGUCCAAGCUCCCUGAGGAUCUGAAGAACUUCCGCCCCGCCAAAAAGAUCCUGGCAAAACUACAGAAGUUUGGGGAGAACCUGGACCUGAGGAUCCGACCCCACGUCCUCCUGAAGGUGCUGCAGGACCUGAGGACCUGGGAGCUGUGCUCCCCCGACAUCGCUGUGGCCAUCGAGUUUGUCCGAGAGCACAUCAUUCAUAUGCCUCAACAGGACUAUAUCACCUGGCUGCAGACCCGCCUCAACAUGCCCAUCCGCUCCCACAGCGCCCCUGCAUAACCGCCUCCCAGGCUCACCAGCUGUCCCCAGGAGGGGCAC
Messenger RNA from Echinops telfairi (small Madagascar hedgehog), 1695 nucleotides. It is a transcript of the gene CCDC60, whose product is annotated as coiled-coil domain containing 60. The coding region runs from base 1 to 1656 and encodes 551 amino acids. The record is from RefSeq and is a predicted model, not a curated record. The transcript is spliced from 14 exons. Lineage: Eukaryota; Metazoa; Chordata; Mammalia; Afrosoricida; Tenrecidae.